GGCCCGGCCGGGCCCCGCCGCGCGGGCUCGCUGCGCCGCAACUCGCUGACGGGCGAGGAGGGCGAGCUGGUCAGGGUGAGCAACUGGCCGCUCUACUACCUGUUCAGCUUCGGCACCGAGCUGGGCAACGAGCUCUUCUACAUCUUAUUCUUCCCCUUCUGGAUCUGGAACCUUGAUCCGUUCGUGGGCCGGAGGCUGGUGAUCAUCUGGGUGCUGGUCAUGUACCUGGGCCAGUGCACCAAGGACAUCAUCCGCUGGCCGCGGCCGGCCUCGCCGCCGGUCGUCAAGCUGGAAAUCUUCUACAACUCAGAGUACAGCAUGCCCUCCACGCAUGCCAUGUCCGGCACCGCCAUCCCCAUCGCCAUGGUCCUGCUCACCUACGGCCGCUGGCAGUACCCUCUUAUGUAUGGACUGAUUCUCAUUCCCUGCUGGAGUUCUCUGGUUUGCAUCAGUAGAAUCUACAUGGGAAUGCAUUCCAUCCUGGAUGUUAUCGCUGGGUUCCUGUAUACCCUUUUAAUCUUGGUUAUCUUCUACCCACUUGUGGACCUGAUUGACAACUUCAACCAAACUUACAGAUAUGCUCCGUUCAUCAUCAUCGGGCUUCACUUAGCUUUGGGCAUCUUCUCUUUCACUCUGGACACCUGGAGCACAUCCCGAGGAGACACAGCAGAGAUUUUGGGAAGUGGUGCUGGAAUUGCAUGUGGCUCUCAUGCUACUUAUAACCUGGGUCUAUUAUUAGACCCCCCUCUACACACAUUACCUUUAGCCAGCCCCCCACUUACUGUAACUCUGUUUGGAAAAGCCAUAUUACGGGUCGUCAUAGGAAUGAUAACUGUGCUGAUCAUAAGAGAUAUAAUGAAGAAGAUCACCAUUCCUUUAGCCUGUAAACUCUCCGGUAUUCCGUGUGAUGACAUUCGCCAGGCGAGGCAGCACAUGGAAGUGGAACUGCCGUAUCGGUAUAUUACCUAUGGGAUGGUUGGGUUCUCCAUCACAUUCUUGGUUCCCUACAUAUUUUCCUUUAUUGGUAUCUCUUGAUGGAGAAAUAUUGUUUAUUAUAAGAAAGGAGGCUACCAGUUAUAUUUAAAACUAUUCUCCAAGUAAAACUCGGAUCAGAGGUUUUUGCAAGAAUUUAACUUAAAUAAGUAAGUUCUGCAGCCAGUGCAUUUUAUCGUUGCACUCCAGAUGUUUAAGGUGGGCUGAGCUCUUUCAGUACUGAGAAGUGAUGUGCCCAUUUAAGAAUGUUCACAAAAUGUUCGGAGAGUUCUGUGUUGUUACAAAUUGUAGUUAUAUAUAAUAUAUAUCAAGGUAUACAGUGUGCAAAUGUGUAUCUAGUAUAUAUUAUAUAUAUAAUUAUUUACCUAAGACCUGUGGGGUGUAUUGAAAAAUCAAUAACAAUAUGCAGUUGUUCCUGCAUUUUGGAAUUAAUGCAGGCAUGUUGUUAUUAGCAAAUAGGUUUAACGUUUAUUUCCUAUGGGAGCCAUUUCCUAGUUGAACUGAUAAUUACAGAAUCCAUACGCUACCACAUACUGGUUCACUGCCUCUUUACACUGCCAUCCCCUUCCCUGUUAUCCAUGACCUUGAUCAUGGGAGGCAUUUCUAAUGGACCAAGUCUUCGGGAAAUUUUGUUUUGUGGAUCUCUCUCUCCUCCUCCUCCUCCUUCUUUUGUUUUGUUUUGUUUUUUGAGACAAGGUUUCUCUGUAGCUUUGGAGCCUGCCGUGGAACUCACUCUGUAGACCAGGCUGGCCUUGAAAAUUUCUUUCAUAUUUUUUUAAGUUCUGUACACUGUGUUGAAUGUACUUUUUUCCCUCGACGGUUUUGGUCAUCAGUAAUGAUUCAGGUACUGAAUUUGAUUGCUUGCUAACUGUGCCUUUCUUUUGCUGAGUUAAGAGACACCAUGUAUACUGUGAUGUAAAAGUAAGACUCAAUUCUAUCUUAAGCUACUUAAUCAGGCAAAUACUUUAAAAAUAUAUAUCAAACUAACAGAGGUAGGAGCAAAUGACCCGUAACUCUUUAGUCGUUUUUAAGGAAGAAAUGUGGAAUAGCUAAAUUUUCUCACUAAUUUAUUGGAAAGCUAAAUGGAUAAGUAUAUCCAUUUUUGUAGGUAUUUUUCUGUGUGUUGCAAGUUAUAGGAACAAUAUAUAUCUUAUGUACAUCGUCUUGAUUGUUUAUAGAACAGGUAAAUAUUUCCAGAGUGAGUGGGAAUAUAACUGAAAUUUAUAGAUGAGACAAUGUACACCCUUUCUAUAUUAAAGAAGCCAUUUUUCUAAAUUAUUUGAGAAAGAUUGCAUUUCCCACUGGUAACUUUGAAUAUCCACUCUUUAGCAACCUAAGGUAGAUUAUAAAAUUCAAACAUGAAGUCCCAGUAGUUUAGACUCUUUUCCCAACGUAUUAUUUUUACAGUGGGAAAUUUUAGUGUAGUAGUAAACUAUUUUUUCUGUCUGCCUUUAUAUUUUGAAGUGUGAUUGUAAUUAGGUUAACAUUGCAUUUAUUUAUAGUGAGCUUUUCAUAAAGAAGAGAAUUAACUUCCCAUAGAAAUGAGUAUCAGGUAUGGAGCUAAUGACUUAGUGCACUAUCUCUGAAUAUUCAGGAGGAAAAUGUUUCUAUUUUGGACAACAUAAGCAUUUGAGCUCAUAUUUUUAUAAUCCUGAUGAAAAUUUAGGGGCCUGGUAAUUUUUGCCCAAAUGGCAUCUGAUCAACUUAAGCUGUGGGCCCUUCGGCUAGCAGGAGAAGAAAGUGGAUGCUUAGGAAGCGAUCGGUACGCUGGGAGCUGGAAGGUGCGAGAAGGUGUGCUUAGCACACUGAAUCAUAAGGAAGACCCCAUGCUUUGGGUCUGUUAACCUAUUAAUUUUUCUGUGUAUUUCUGUGUAGCUUAAAAAGAAUUUUAAAAUAUUC
Myodes glareolus (Bank vole) is the source of this 2892-nucleotide messenger RNA. RefSeq names its product sphingosine-1-phosphate phosphatase 1 (gene Sgpp1). Gene Ontology annotation, biological process: sphingosine metabolic process. The record is from RefSeq and is a predicted model, not a curated record. Gene Ontology annotation, molecular function: sphingosine-1-phosphate phosphatase activity. Gene Ontology annotation, cellular component: endoplasmic reticulum membrane. NCBI's taxonomy places the organism in Eukaryota, Metazoa, Chordata, Mammalia, Rodentia, Cricetidae.